Molecule: messenger RNA, 2619 nt
Organism: Podarcis muralis (Common wall lizard)
Lineage: Eukaryota; Metazoa; Chordata; Lepidosauria; Squamata; Lacertidae
Product: vomeronasal type-2 receptor 26-like
Biological process (GO): G protein-coupled receptor signaling pathway
Cellular component (GO): plasma membrane
Molecular function (GO): G protein-coupled receptor activity
Source: RefSeq, a predicted model, not a curated record
AUGGUUCUAGUGCUACUGCUGAUACUGAUUCCUCACAUGCCAUACAAGGCUCACACUGUGAAAUGCAGGAUCCAGUAUCCACACUAUCCUCUUCACAAGUAUCAUCAGUUAGGAGACCUCAUCAUUGGAGGGAUUGCUUCAUAUGGUGGCUUUAUUGCCUAUUCGAUUGAAUUCACCGAAGAACCUCCAUCGCCACCUUUGGAGGAUCUUAUAGUAUUGCCUAAGAAUUACCAGAACAUCCUGGCCUUGGCCUUUGCAGUAAUGGAGAUUAAUGAAAACCCUCAUAUCUUACCCAACAUUACCUUGGGUUUCUGCAUUUAUGACAACUAUUACUAUGCUAAGUGGACCUAUAUUUCCACAAUGUUGCUUACUUACACAUUGGAAAGAUUUUUUCCAAACUACAACUGUGAUCUACAGAAUAAGCUAACUGCAGUAAUUGGUGGACUGGACUCCCAAACAUCUCUCGAUAUGGCAACUAUUCUGGAUGUCUACAAGGUUCCACAGCUAACAUAUAGCCCUGCUCCAGUGAUACGUGAUAAACACCCAGGCCUUUCCUUCUACCAGAUGGUUCCCAAGGAAGAGCUUCAGUAUGAGGGGAUUCUCUCUUUGCUUCUGUGCUUCCGAUGGUUUUGGAUUGGGGUUGUUGUUAUGGACACUGACGAUGGAGAAAGAUUUGUGCAAACCGUGCUUCCAAUGUUUCCCCAGAAAGGUGUCUGUUUUGCCUUCAUAGAAAGAGUUCCCACAACUGCUUUUAUUUCUGACAUUGCAAGUAUGGUGAAUCGGGGGAAAGAAAUAAAUUUUAAAGUGAUGAACAGCAAAGCCAAUGUAAUUCUGGCUUAUGGAGAAUCCUUUUCUUUGUCCUAUUUCAGGUGGUUGCCAUAUCUGUCAGAUAUAGAGCACCUGACAAAGAAACCAAAAGGCAAAAUUUGGAUAACUACAGCUCAGAUGGAGCUCACAUCUUUUUCCUAUCAAAGGAAUUGGGAUACAGACAAAUUCCAUGAUGUUAUAGCCUUCUCAUAUCAGUUCAAAGAUCUGACAGGAUUUCACCAGUUUGCAGAAGGUAGAAACCCUUACAGCAUUUCUGGAGAUGGUUUCAUCAAGGACUUCUGGAAAAAUGCCUUUGACUGUGUAUUUCCAAAUACAAAUCAGGGUGAGACGGAGGGGAAUAUUUGCACAGGGAAAGAGAAGCUAAAGGACCUUCCUUUUUUCUAUUUUGAAAUGAGAAUGACUGGCCAUAGCUAUAGUGUCUACAAUGCUGUCUAUGCUGUGGCUCAUGCUUUACAGGCCAUGUCCUCAACUAUGCUAAAACACCGACCAAUGUUGGAUGGAGUGGGUCUGAAGCUUCAGAAUCAACAGUUUUGGAAGCUCCAUCACAUUCUGAGAUGUAUCUCAUUUAACAACAGUGCUGGAGACAAGAUAUCCUUGGAUGAGAAUGGGAAAUUAGCAGCUGGAUUUGAUAUUAUCAACUACAUUCUUUUACCAAAUCAAUCAAAAGUGAAGAUUGGGAAGGUAGAUCCACAAGCUCCUUUAGACAAAAUGUUAACCAUCAAUGAGGAUGCCAUCACUUGGCACUACUGGUUUAACCAGACACGACCUCUUUCGUUAUGUAGUGAGACUUGCCAUCCAGGUUCUAGGAAGAAAGUGAAAGAGGGGAAACCAUUUUGCUGCUAUGACUGCUUCCCAUGUCCAGAAGGGAAGAUCUCAAAUGAGAAGGAUAUGAAUGACUGUUUUAAAUGUCCAGAUGAACACUAUGCAACCCCCCAAAAAGAUGCAUGUGUUCCCAAGAAAGUAAGUUUCCUGUCUUAUGAAGAACCUUUGGGGAUCAGUUUAGCCUGUUUUUCUCUUUCUUCUUCUAUGAUGACAGCUCUGGUGCUAGGGACGUUUAUAAAGCACCACAACACUCCCAUUGUCAAAGCCAACAACCGGGACCUCACCUACACACUCCUCAUCUCCCUUCUACUCUGCUUCCUGUGUGCUUUUUUAUUCAUUGGCAAACCUUGGAAGGUGACAUGUCUCCUCCGACAAACUGCUUUUGGCAUCAUCUUCUCAGUGGCUGUUUCUUGUGUGCUGGCAAAAACUAUCACAGUGGUUCUGGCUUUCAUGGCUACCAAACCAGGAUCAAGGGGGAGGAAAUGGUUGGGGAAAAGACUGGCCAAUUUUAUUGUUCUUUCCUGUUCUCUUAUUCAAGCAGGCAUCUGUACUCUAUGGCUUGCAACCUCCUCCCCAUUCCCAGAUGUUGAUAUGCAUUCUUUGACUUCAGAAAUUGUAUUAGAAUGUAAUGAGGGGUCUGUAACAAUGUUCUACUCUGUUCUUGGCUAUAUGGGAUUCCUAGCAAUUGUUAGUUUCACUGUGGCUUUCCUUGCCAGAAAGUUACCUGACAGUUUCAAUGAAGCCAAGUUUAUCACUUUCAGUAUGUUGGUCUUCUGCAGUGUUUGGAUAUCCUUUGUUCCUUCCUACCUGAGCACCAAAGGAAAAUAUAUGGUUUCAGUGGAGAUCUUCUGCAUCUUAUCCUCCAGUGCUGGGCUGCUGGGUUGCAUCUUCCUUCCCAAAUGUUAUCUGAUUGUGCUGAUGCCUGAGCUGAAUAACAGGGAACAUCUAAUAAAGAGGAAGGCCAAAUGA